AUGGCCCUCAAUCCAGACUUCACACUAUGCGAGGCAUCCCCUGACCAAAUGGACGAAGUCAUGCGUGUGAUGGAAGUUGCCUACCGGAACGAUGGGAUUUGGAAAUUCGUCCGAGAAAACUGCGACGAUGAAGAGCUUCACGAAUGGGUUAUGAAGUGGCUCGCCCCCCGAUGGACUAUGCCCGAUAUUACUACAUAUAUCAUCACAGAGAAGAGUUCUGGGAAGAUUAUAGCGUGGACUGCUCUCCAGUUCCCAUGGAAAUGGCGGACUGAGAAGGAUGCUAAGUUCAUGACUCCCGAGGCUAAAGCCGUAGCCUUGAAUGAAGUAUUGCCGCCAAUUCUAUUAAAAGAAAUGUUCCUUCCUGCGCUGGAAGAAUUCUGGGCGAGCCUAGGGGAGUCCGCAAAGCAUGGUUACAACCCAGAGGAAGAUUACCACCGCAAAGGCACAAUGGUCCAGCCUGAAUUCCAGAGAUUGGGCUUAGGAUCAGUUCUCACGCGGGUCACUAAUGAGAUUAUGGAUGGGAAUCCUGCUAGGACCUGGGCUCCUGCAAGACCGUCGUCUAUCAAGAUGUUCAGGAAUAUGGGCUUCAAAGAUAUCGCUACACAGGACUCACAUCUGGAACGGUGGGGUGGCACGAGAGAAGAUAGUAUCACUUACUUUGUACGUCGGGACCCUUGA
This is a messenger RNA of Venustampulla echinocandica, 678 nucleotides long. RefSeq lists its product as uncharacterized. The record is from RefSeq and is a predicted model, not a curated record. NCBI's taxonomy places the organism in Eukaryota, Fungi, Ascomycota, Leotiomycetes, Helotiales, Pleuroascaceae. Bases 1 to 678 code for a protein of 225 amino acids. The transcript is spliced from 3 exons.